AUGGCUAUCGACGAAGGCUUUACAGACGAGUAUGUCGUAGGCCAUACCCCUCCUCCUUCGCCUUUCAAGCCAUCUCAGUCAUGGAUGACUGAGCUCAACGAUGCCCAGCGGCAGGAGCUUGCAUAUCAGCUCCUUAUGACCCUCCCAAGGUCUCACCUGGCUGAACUCCACCGAAACUUGGCUCCCAAGUUAAAGGUAGACAUUGUGGCAUCUCUUCCUCCCGAAAUAUCCAUUUCAAUACUAUCGCACUUGUCCUAUACAGACCUACUCACAUGUGUCCUUGUGAGCAAAAAAUGGCAAACACUGGCCAACGACCAGGAGCUAUGGAGAAGGCAAUGUAAUCUCCGCGGCUGGGAGUGGAAACCCCCGCGGACUGGCAUCAUCGCAACUCAGCAAUCAGGCCACCGAAAAGACCUGGAUGUCGAUGAAGGAGUCGGCGAAGAGGAAACAGAGUAUGUCGAUCUACCUGUAGCCGGGCCCUCCAAUGCGCAACGAACAAGAUCGCACGACUCGGGCUUCGUUUCGAUGCUCUCUGACACGUCGACCUCGCUAACGAUCCCGGGGCUGCCUCGUUCGUCGUCAGUGCAACAGAUUGGUCUUGCGCUCUCGAGACUUGACAAACCAAGCACGUUGCUCCAUAGCCAUCGUAUUCUUCCCAUCGUAUCGACCCUCCCUGCUGGUACAGCUCCCAAUUACAAGCUUCUGCACCAAACUCAUAUGUUGCUCAACUCCCGAAUGAGAAAUUCUUCGUUCCGAAUGACGGUGCUGCCCCUUAGAGAACCCUCUCCGGACUUGUUGUUCCAUUCACUCCCUCAGGGACACACGUCGACAAUAUACUGUCUGGCGCUGUAUACACAUCCUCUCACUGGGCAGCAACAUUUACUUACGGGGUCACGAGACUGCACUAUUCUGGAAUGGGAUCUGUGCACACGUCGGCCCGUCAGGUGUUUCAAAGGGGCUCACUUUGGGAGCGUGCUAAAUUUGGCUGUUUCCGGAGAGUGGAUGGUCACAGGAGGGUCAGAUGGCCAAGUGGUGGUUUGGAACUUGAUUACCGGUGCCGUACACAAAGCGAGAAGAGAUACCGAGGAUAGUGUGCUAUGUGUUCGAGCUAGCUCGAAAACGAUCGUCGCUUGCGGAAAAGAUCGCCACUUGCGCAUUUAUUCGUUGCCCGACCUCAAGCUAGUCCACAUCUUGGUGUCCCACCGGGCUGCCGUCAACGCCUUGUCACUCUCGCCAGACGGUUUGUUCGUAAUUUCCGCUUCGGGGGAUAGAAGUGUUAGAAUAUGGGAUACCGUAACCGGGAAGAUUGUCGCUUCGCUUGAGGGGUGGCAUUCGCGAGGAAUUGCCUCUAUAGACUUCCAUCCGCCUUACAUUGUAUCCGGCUCUUCAGACAAACACAUUCGGCUCCCCGAAAAUCUCCCUAACUCCCUCACAUCAAGUCUAGAAUUCGAAACCCCAGUCACUCCAUCGCAUCCUCCCUUGCCCCUGGUAUCAUCUUCUCAACUUUGCCAAUCUUGCAACGGCCUCGGAACAGUCGCCAAGCCGCGAGCCGGCCAUAAAGACCUCGUUAGGACGGUGGCCAUGAACCGUGAUUUCGUGGUCAGCGGGAGCUACGAUGAGACCAUCAAGGUUUGGGAUCGCCGGACUGGUGCGCUGCUCGGUGAUUUGACUGGUGGACAUACGGGACGUGUGUUUGGCGUUGUAUUUGAUAGCACCAAGAUUAUUUCUUGUGGUGAGGACCAGGUUAAAAAUAUGUAUUUGGGACUUGAGUUUCGGACUGGACACGAGUUUCAUAAAGCUCUAGUAAUGCUAAUUAUGUACUUUCCUAUACCAUCUCAUUCGCAUGUAACUAUUCGAUAUGUACCAGAAUCUAGUCAUAUGUUCGGUUUCGGAGCCGGAGAUAUUGACUUGUCGUCAUCAUCUUUUCGCCACGACCGCCUCGCUCCCUCAUCCGCCAUGCGUGUAAACCAGCCGUCGAACCAGAUCAAGCUGACAAAUGUGUCUAUUGUACGAUUAAAGAAGGGGGGAAAGCGAUUCGAGAUAGCAUGCUAUAAGAAUAAAGUUCAAGAAUGGAGGAAUGGUGUUGAAACCGACCUCGAUGAAGUCCUCCAAAUCAAUAAUGUCUUUACGAAUGUCUCCAAAGCUUUCGGCAAGACAGACGUCUCGGAAAUCGUCAAAGAGAUCCUGAAGAAGGGAGAACUUCAAGUCGGAGACAAGGAAAGGGCGCACGAGUCUUCUCAGCUCUGGAAGGAAAUUGCGACGCAGGUGGCUGAGAAGUGCGUUGAUCCCACCACGCAGAAGCCUUACCCCGUUGGAAUAAUUGAGAAGGCGAUGACUGAGGCUGGAUUCAGUGUCAAGACUGGGAAGAAUGCCAAAGCCCAGGUCAGUUCUCGAAUGUAUCAAGCACUUGCAAGCCAAUUCGACUCUUCCUAUCAGAGGGCCCGGAUGCGUGUCAGGAUAACCAUGCCCUCCAAAGACGGAAAACGACUAAAGGAUCAAGUUGUUCAGGGUGCAGAUAAAGUCGAGGAUGAGGACUGGGGCGAGGAAUGGCAAAUUACCAUGCUUAUUGACCCUGGCCAGUUCCGAGUCCUAACAGAACUGGUCCAGUCGGACAAAGAGCUGAAAGGAUCUGGCCGAAUUGAGACUCUCAGUUUCUCCGCCUCUACAUAG
Molecule: messenger RNA, 2670 nt
Organism: Rhizoctonia solani
Lineage: Eukaryota; Fungi; Basidiomycota; Agaricomycetes; Cantharellales; Ceratobasidiaceae
Product: shwachman-bodian-diamond syndrome protein
Exons: 16
Coding region: 1-2670 (889 amino acids)
Biological process (GO): cytosolic ribosome assembly; ribosome biogenesis
Molecular function (GO): protein binding
Source: RefSeq, a predicted model, not a curated record